AUGGGUACAGGUGGUGGGACGCAAAUACCACUAUGGAUAUCAAUACUAGCACUUGCCUUCAUACAGAUCAAAGAUUUUCCACCAGCUUCAAAAUCCCAAGAAGUGACAAUCAUUCCACCAUUUCAAAACACAUUGAGAUUAAAGGCUGGCAACCCCUCUCACAAUGGCCGUGUGUGCAGCACAUGGGGUAACUUCCACUUCAAGACCUUUGACGGGGACAUCUUUUACUUCCCUGGGGUCUGCAAUUACAUCUUUGCUUCCAACUGCAAAUCUCCCUAUGAGGACUUCAACAUCCAGAUUAGGCGUACAAUGGUGGAAAAUGCUACCGUGAUCACUCAUGUCAUUAUGAAGCUGGAAGGAGCAGUGAUUGAACUGACACACGGCUCUGUCCUGCUUGAUGGCCAACCGGUUCAGAUGCCCUACAGCCAUAUGGGAGUCCUAAUAGAGAGAAGUAACAGCUAUUUGAAAGUUUCUGCCAAGAUAGGACUGACCUUCCUUUGGAAUGAAGAGGAUGCCCUUCUGGUGGAACUAGAUAAGAAAUAUGCCAAUCAAACUUGUGGACUUUGUGGGGACUUCAAUGGAAUUCCAGUCAGCAAUGAAUUUAUUUCAGAGAAGACAAAGCUGACUCCCAUACAGUUUGGGAAUAGACAGAAGAUUGAUGGACCCACAGAGCAGUGUGCUGAUCCUGUUCCUUCUGCUGUUCUAAUGAACUGCUCAGCUGAAUUUGCUUCUAUCUGUGAGACAGUAUUAACCAGUACAGCAUUUACAAGCUGUAAUGCACUUGUGAAUGUUCAGGACUAUAUUGAAACUUGCGUACAAGACUUAUGCCACUGUGACAGCUCUAUGGCUGACUUCUGCAUGUGCAACACCUUUGCUGAAUACUCCCGGCAGUGUGCUCAUGCAGGUGGACAGCCUCUGAACUGGAGAACCUCAGAACUGUGUCCCAAAUCAUGUCCGUUCAACAUGCAAUAUCAGGAGUGUGGCUCCCCCUGCUCUGACACAUGCAGCAACCCGGAACGAUCUGCGCUUUGUGAAGAUCACUGUACAGAUGGCUGCGUCUGUCCUCCAGGAAUGGUAUUUGAUGAUAUUAAUGGUGCUGGCUGCAUUCCCCGUAAAGAAUGUCAUUGUACCUAUGAAGGUGAAACUUAUGCUCCUGGUGUCUCCUUCUCAUCUAAAUGCAGAUCAUGUACCUGUGCUGGAGGUGAAUGGUCUUGUGUCACCCAGUCAUGCCAUGGAACUUGCAGUAUUGAAGGAGGCUCCCACAUCUCAACAUUUGAUGAGAAAUAUUAUUCCUUCUUCGGAGACUGUAGUUAUGUCCUAACCAAGCUCUGUGACAGCAAUGAAUUCACUGUUCUGGGAGACAUCUACAAAUGUGGCCUGACAGACACUGAGACAUGCCUAAAGGGUGUAACUGUCAGCCUAAGUGGAGGACAAACUAACAUUGUGAUCCAGCCUUCUGGCAGUGUAUUUGUGAACAUGAUCUACACACAGCUGCCAUUCUCUGCAGCAAAUGUCACCAUCUUCAGACCAUCAUCUUUCUUCAUCAUUCUGCAAACGACCUUUGGUCUUCAGCUACAGGUUCAGCUCGUGCCUCUCAUGCAACUUUUUAUAGACUUAGACCCAUCACAUAAAGGGCAGACCUGUGGUCUCUGUGGUAACUUCAAUGACAUGCAGACAGAUGAUUUCAAAAUAUCCAGUGGUGUAAUAGAGGGUACUUCAGCUGUCUUUGGCAAUACUUGGAAAACACAGGCUAAUUGUCCUGAUGUUGAAAAUACCUUUGAGGACCCCUGUACUGUCAGCAUACAAAAUGAACAGUAUGCUCAGCACUGGUGUGGACUGCUCUCUGAUACCAUGGGACCUUUUGCUGAAUGUCACUCAACAGUGAAUCCGGAAGUUUACCAGAAGAACUGCAUGUUUGACACUUGUAACUGUGAGAAGAGUGAGGAUUGCAUGUGUGCUGCCCUGUCCAGCUAUGUCAGGGCCUGUGCUGCUAAAGGAGUUCUCCUCACUGGAUGGAGGAGCAAAGCCUGCACAAAAUACACCACCUUAUGUCCGAAAUCCUUGGAGUACACUUACAAUGUUAAUUCCUGUCAACCCACCUGCCGGUCUCUGAGUGAGCCUGAUGUCACAUGCAACAUCAAGUUUGUCACAGUUGAUGGCUGCACCUGCAUAAAUGGCACCUACAUGGAUGAAAGUGGCAAAUGUGUGCCUACUUCUAGCUGUCCUUGUUACUACAAAGGAAUGCCUCUGUCUACUGGAGAAGUUAUUCAUGACAAUGGUGUUGUCUGCACUUGCACCUAUGGAAAGCUGAGCUGCAUUGGAGAGAAACCUGAACCAGUCUGCUUACCUCCCAUGGUCUAUAUUGACUGUGGCAAUGCCACUGCAGAUGUGAUAGGAGCAGGAUGCCAAAAAAGCUGUCAGACUCUAGAUAUGGAAUGUUACAGAAUGCACUGUGUCUCUGGCUGCGUAUGUCCUCAUAAUCAAGUGUUAGAUGGCAAAGGUGGCUGUAUAGAACCAGAGGACUGUCCAUGUGUUCACAAUGGGAAUUCCUACACUCCAGGAGAAUCAAUCAGAGUUGGCUGUAACAACUGCACAUGUAGAAACAGAAAAUGGCACUGCUCUGAUGAACCUUGCCUGGAAACCUGUUCUGUUUAUGGAGAUGGGCAUUACACCACCUUUGAUGGCAAACGCUUUGAUUUUGAAGGAGACUGUGAAUAUGUUCUGAUCCAGAACUAUUGUGGUCAACAAGGUAUGAAUCAGGGAACCUUCAGAGUCAUCACUGAGAACAUUCCAUGUGGUACUACCGGAACCACCUGCUCCAAGUCUAUUAAAGUUUUCCUGGGGAACUAUGAGCUGGUACUCAGUGAUGGAUACUCUGAUGUCAUCCAGAGGACACCUGGAGGAAAAAUGCCAUUCCAAAUCCGUUCCAUGGGCAUCUACCUGGUGGUUGACACUACUGUUGGUCUGAUACUCAUGUGGGACAGAAAAACCAGUAUAUUCAUCAAACUUAGUCCCAGCUUUGAGGGACAUGUCUGUGGACUUUGCGGAAACUAUGAUGGCAAUGGAAAUAAUGACUUCACUACUCGCAGUCAGUCUGUGGUAGGAAAUGUGCUGGAGUUCGCCAACAGCUGGAAAGUGUCUUCUAGUUGCCCAAAUGCCAAUCGUACCAAGGAUCCAUGUACUGCAAACCCAUACAGGAAAGCCUGGGCACAGAAGCAAUGCAGUAUCAUUACUAGUGAAGUGUUUGCAAAGUGUCACUCACAGGUUGAACCAAAUGAAUUUUAUGAAGCAUGCAUAGAUGAUGCUUGUGCCUGUGACACUGGAGGAGACUGUGAAUGUUUCUGUACAGCAGUAGCUGCCUAUGCUCAAGCAUGCAAUGAGCUGGACAUCUGCAUUUCAUGGAGAACCCCAUCCAUUUGUCCUCUGUUCUGUGAUUACUACAAUCCACAAGGGGAAUGUGAGUGGCACUACAAGCCAUGUGGAGCCCCUUGUAUGAAAACCUGCAAUAACCCAAGUGGGAAUUGCCUUCAUGAGUUGAGAGGCUUGGAAGGCUGCUAUCCACACUGUCCAAAGAAUAAGCCCUAUUUUGAUGAAGAAACCAUGACCUGUGUUUCUAAUUGUGGUUGUUAUGAAAAUGGGAAAAAUUACAAACCAGGAAUGCAGAUGCCUUCAAAGCAGAAUUGUCAUUUAUGUGAAUGCACAAAUCAUGGCAAAAAAUGCAAGUACAAUGAAGAUGAAUGUGUCUGCAUUUAUGAAGGACAGAAAUACAGUUAUAAAGAUGUGAUCUACAAUACUACAGAUGGCACAGGAGGGUGUAUUGUCGCAACCUGUGGUCCAAAUGGAACACUUCAAAGGGCUGUCUAUGAAUGUCCAAUCUCAACAUCACCCACAACAGCAACAACAUUUCACUUCAGCACUACGCCACCUGCCACUGCUUUCACAGUGUCUCCAACUACAUCAGUAUGUGUUCAUGAAGUAUGUGAGUGGUCAGAAUGGUAUGAUGGGAGUCUGCAAACCCCUGGUUAUGAUGGUGGAGAUUUUGAAACGUUUGACGAUUUGAGAGCUAAAGGUUAUGAAGUCUGUAAGGCUCCACGGGCUGUUCAAUGCAGAGCAGAGAAAUUCCCCACUAUACCACUAAAAGACCUUGGCCAAAAAGUAGAAUGUAGUACAACAGCUGGGCUUAUAUGUUACAACAAAGAUCAAAUUUCAACAAUGUGUGACAAUUACGAAAUCAGAAUCUUAUGCUGUCGAUUUGUUCCAUGUUCUUCUACAACACGUUUCAGCAUGUCAACACCAAUCACACCACCAGCUACAAGCACAGAAACAUCAAGUCCAGCUGAAGAAACUAUACCAUUUUCAACCACUCUAUCAUCAGUUACUCCAACUUCUGAAAGCACAACUUUCGCACCUUCAGCAACUAGAGAAACAACCACACUCACAAGUGAAAUGACAACACCUGUCACCACUUCUCCUUCAACAACUCCUCUUUGUAUUAAAGAAGAAUGUUACUGGUCAGUGUGGUAUGAUGUCAGUUAUCCAGGGUCUGGAUAUGAAGAUGGAGAUUUUGACACAAUUCAGAAUAUUGAAAAGAAGGGAUACAAAGUCUGCGAUAACAGAAAGGCAAUUGAAUGCAGAGCAGUAAGGUUCCCUAAUACACCAUAUCCCCUCCUGGAACAACAUAUAACAUGUAACACGGAAGAAGGGUUGAAAUGCUACAAUAAAGACCAACUACCACCCAUUUGCUAUAACUAUAAACUAAGAUUUAAAUGCUGUACAAAUACGACAGUACCGUGUCGAACAACUACAACACCAAAAAGAACUACACAAGAGACAGCAACUACUCCCAUUAUUUCAAAAACAUCAACUACAUCAUCCGUAGAAGUAUCAACAACACCAUAUUUACAGACGAAACAUAAG
This is a messenger RNA of Nestor notabilis (Kea), 4917 nucleotides long. Its product is annotated as mucin-5AC-like. The record is from RefSeq and is a predicted model, not a curated record. The transcript is spliced from 30 exons. The annotation marks the transcript as partial. Lineage: Eukaryota; Metazoa; Chordata; Aves; Psittaciformes; Psittacidae. Gene Ontology annotation, molecular function: protein binding. Gene Ontology annotation, cellular component: extracellular matrix.